GAUGUUUUUACAUAGAUUAAAAAGAAAAUUGAUUGAAGUAGGAGAAUAGAAUUUGUAGAGAAAUUAGAAGCAGAAUAUAAAGAAAAAUAACAAAGUAAUAAAAAAAUGAAGGAUAGAAAAAUAAAAAGUCUUGAUUAAUAAUUC
This is a messenger RNA of Paramecium sonneborni, 144 nucleotides long. The record is from the annotation of a GenBank genome assembly. NCBI's taxonomy places the organism in Eukaryota, Ciliophora, Oligohymenophorea, Peniculida, Parameciidae.